AUGUCAACAUUUGGUCAAAUAUUCCGUGUCACCACAUAUGGUGAAUCCCAUUGUAAAUCUGUUGGUUGUAUUGUAGAUGGCAUUCCUCCUGGAAUGUCAUUAACUGAAGAGGACAUCCAACCUCAAUUGACCAGAAGAAGACCAGGUCAAUCGAAAUUGUCUACUCCAAGAAAUGAGAAGGACAAAGUAGAGAUUCAAUCAGGCACUGAGUUUGGUAAGACUUUAGGUACUCCACUGGCUAUGAUUGUCAAGAAUGAAGAUCAAAGACCCCAUGAUUAUUCUGACAUGGACAAUUAUCCAAGGCCAUCUCAUGCUGAUUACACUUACAUGGAAAAGUACAACUUGAAGGCUUCUUCCGGUGGUGGCAGAGCUUCCGCUAGAGAAACUAUUGGCAGAGUUGCCGCCGGUGCAAUUGCUGAAAAAUUCUUACAACAGGUUUCAAACGUGGAGAUUGUUGCUUUUGUCACUCAGAUCGGUGAGAUUAAAAUGAACAGAGAUCCAUUCGAUAAGAAGUUCCAACAUCUAUUAAACACAAUCACUAGAAGCAAAGUCGAUGCUGUGGGUCCAAUUAGAUGUCCAGACACUUCCGUUGCUGGCGAUAUGGUAAAAGAAAUCGAAAAAUAUAGAGGUGCCAAUGAUUCCAUCGGUGGUGUCGUCACUUGUGUUAUCAGAAACGUCCCCACCGGUUUAGGUGAACCUUGUUUCGACAAAUUGGAAGCUAUGCUAGCCCAUGCAAUGUUGUCGAUCCCAGCAUCGAAAGGGUUUGAAAUUGGUUCUGGUUUUGCUGGUGUCGCUGUCCCAGGUUCUAAACACAAUGACCCAUUCUAUUUUGAUGAUGAAUCGAAGAAAUUGAGAACUACAACUAACAACUCUGGUGGUAUCCAAGGUGGUAUCUCCAACGGUGAAAACAUUUACUUCUCAGUCCCAUUCAAAUCUGCAGCUACUAUUUGCCAAGAACAAGAAACCGCUACAUACGAAGGUCAAACUGGUAUUUUAUCCGCAAAAGGUAGACAUGAUCCUUCUGUCACCCCAAGAGCCAUCCCGAUCGUCGAGGCCAUGGCUGCCUUAGUGUUAGCUGAUGCUCUACUGAUCCAAAAAGCUAGAGAUUUUGGUAAGUCAGUCGUUCAUUAG
Messenger RNA from Tetrapisispora phaffii CBS 4417, 1131 nucleotides. It is a transcript of the gene ARO2, whose product is annotated as bifunctional chorismate synthase/riboflavin reductase [NAD(P)H] ARO2. Gene Ontology annotation, biological process: aromatic amino acid biosynthetic process; chorismate biosynthetic process. Gene Ontology annotation, cellular component: cytosol. NCBI's taxonomy places the organism in Eukaryota, Fungi, Ascomycota, Saccharomycetes, Saccharomycetales, Saccharomycetaceae. The transcript has a single exon. Bases 1 to 1131 code for a protein of 376 amino acids. Gene Ontology annotation, molecular function: FMN binding; chorismate synthase activity. The record is from RefSeq and is a predicted model, not a curated record.